This is a messenger RNA of Aureobasidium vineae, 1197 nucleotides long. Lineage: Eukaryota; Fungi; Ascomycota; Dothideomycetes; Dothideales; Saccotheciaceae. The record is from the annotation of a GenBank genome assembly.
AUGACAAUCGCCUGCGGUCUAUCCAAAAACACCGCCCAAAUCAUUGUUUUCCGCUCCUUCUCUGGUAUCGCGGCUUCUUUCUGUCUUCCCUCGGCUGUCAGUCUCAUCAACGAAGUGUUUCCUCCGGGCAAGGAGAGAAACAUCACUUUCGCUAUGAUGGGCGGAGCUCAGCCGUUUGGUUUCGGCAUUGGUAUGGUCUUGGGUGGUAUCUUUACCGGAACUGUCGGUUGGCAGUGGNGGUUCCACAUUGCUGCUAUCAUCAACUUCUUCAUGUUCAUUCUUGCCGCAUGGCAGCUACCUCCUACGCCUGUUGCUCACAAACACCAGAUCUGGUCACGGCUGGCGACUGAUAUUGAUUGGCUUGGCCUCAUUCUUGCAAGUGGCUUUCUCGCCAUGCUGUCUUAUGUCAUUUCUGCAUUGACAGGAGAUUUGACUGUGAUGAAGCAGCCCGUUAACAUCACUCUGCUCGUUCUCUCAUUCGUCUUUCUCGGUGCUUUCGUUCUAUGGGUUGGCCGCCAGGAGCGUCUCGGACGUCCAGCACUGAUUCCAAACUCUCUCUGGCAACACAAAGGAUUCUCGUGCAUCUGCUUCAACGUCUUUUGCGUCUGGGCGGCCUUCAACGCUUUCGAGCAAUACGCGAAUUUCUUCUUCCAGGAUGUCCAGNGAAACAGUCCUCUUGGCACCGCUCUUCGUUUCUUGCCUGCCCCCGUGUCCGGGGCUCUUGCCAACAUUGGAGUCGGUCUACUUGUUCACCGCAUCCGUGGGGACUGGAUCGUCGUCCUCACCAGCAUUGUCUCUGCCCUCGCUUCCCUCUUGAUGGCCAUCAUCGACCCUUCCUGGUCCUACUUCCGCUGCGCCUUUGUCGCCCAAUUCUUCAACCCUGUGGGCGCAGACGGUAUGUUCACUGUUGCAAACCUGCUCAUCACAUCCAUGUUCCCACCCAGCGAACAAGGCGUUGCAGGCGGUGUAUUCAACACAAUCUCUCAGACUGGAAAGUCGGUGGGAAUGGCGUUGACGUUGUUGAUUGCACAGCAAGUUACUGCAAACUCGAAGUACGAGGACAAAACCAGUCCUGAGGCGUUGAUGGUGGGAUACCGAGCGGCGUUUUGGUUUUGUGUUGGAUUGAUUGUGGCGAGUUUGCUUGUUAGUGUUUGGGGAUUAAGGAGAAUCGGAAAGGUGGGGCUCAAGAAGGAUUAG